AUGCUCAGUACAUUAGCUAAGCGUUUUGCCUCCGGCAAGAAGGAUCGUAUGGUCGUUUUCUUCGGCCCACCGGGUGUCGGCAAGGGCACACAGGCCAAACUCCUUGAAAAGGAGUUCAACCUCUACCAGAUUUCCACAGGUGAUGCUCUCCGUGCCGAAAUCCGCGGCCAAACACAACUUGGCAAGCGUGUAAAGGGCAUCAUUGAGUCUGGCGGCCUUGUCGAUGAUGAUACAAUCAUGGAUAUCCUUCAGGCAUGCAUGCAGAAGAACACCGACAACAACGGUUACAUCUUCGAUGGUAUCCCACGUACAAUCGGCCAAGUUGAGAAGCUCGAUGCUCUCCUCGCUAAGAUGGGAACACCACUCACACAUGUUCUCUACCUUUCCGUCAACAUCGAUGAACUCCGUGAGCGCGUCUGCGGCCGUCUCUUCCACCCAGGUUCUGGCCGUGUUUACCACAAGGUCACAAAUCCACCAAAGAAGCCAAUGACAGAUGAUAUCACUGGCGAACCACUCAUUAUCCGUAAGGAUGAUACACCAGAGGUUUUCAACCAGCGUAUGAACCAGUACUUCGGCACAUUCCAGCCAUGCAUUGACUACUACUCCAAGAAGGGCAUUCUCCAGACAUUCCCAGUCGAUGGCCAGCCAAUCGAUGUCGUUCACAAGAAGCUUCAUGCUGCCCUCCAGUAA
This is a messenger RNA of Trichomonas vaginalis G3, 690 nucleotides long. Its product is annotated as adenylate kinase. Gene Ontology annotation, molecular function: AMP kinase activity; ATP binding. The coding region runs from base 1 to 690 and encodes 229 amino acids. The transcript has a single exon. Gene Ontology annotation, cellular component: cytoplasm. The record is from RefSeq and is a predicted model, not a curated record. Lineage: Eukaryota; Parabasalia; Trichomonadida; Trichomonadidae. Gene Ontology annotation, biological process: nucleobase-containing compound metabolic process.